Molecule: messenger RNA, 1326 nt
Organism: Metschnikowia bicuspidata var. bicuspidata NRRL YB-4993
Lineage: Eukaryota; Fungi; Ascomycota; Pichiomycetes; Serinales; Metschnikowiaceae
Exons: 2
Coding region: 1-1326 (441 amino acids)
Biological process (GO): division septum assembly
Cellular component (GO): division septum
Source: RefSeq, a predicted model, not a curated record
AUGCCCCCCAAAACGGAAAGCCCUUUGCACAUCAGCCUACGAUCGGAUGGGCGCUCUUUUGUCAAGGGCAGCCCCGGCGUCCCGAACUCAAUUCCUAGAAUCCAGACAACGAUCCACAUCCGCCCCGCCAGGGGCCCUACUUUCGACUGCCGCGCCGUGACCUUGGAGCUCUUGACCACGCAGAAAGUCGUGGUGCCCUCGGCGCUCAGCUCGGGCGAAACCGUCAAGCAGACACGGGUUUUCGCCGAUCCGCUGGUCUACGUGCCGCCCGUGGGCCAGUUCUCGCAGACCAUGUUGGCCCUCGAUGUGCCGGUGCUUAUUCCGCUCGACCGCGACAUUGUGCCCAGCGGCUAUGUGGAAACGUGGGGCGCCUCCACCGUCCACACGCUCGUGGUGCGUGUUUUGCUAGGCACGUCCGUGGCCUCCGAGCAGACGACCGUGCGGGAGUUCCCCGUGGCUGUAAAAACGUACGACACGCUUCCGUUGUACCGGCAGUUCAACGAGCCCGUGUGUGAGAGCCAGGUGUCCGCGGACAAGCAGGUGUUGGUGGACGUGACGCUCCCUGCGUCGGCCGUGGGGCCGCAGGAUUCGCUCCACGUGGCCGUCAGGGUGGCCGCCAACCACCUGUACCACAAACGCAAAAAGAACCUCCAGCUCCGGCUGGUCACGCUCCAGAUCAAGGAGGUUUUCGAGGGCUUCGACGGCGGGCUUCCAGCACGCAAGGAGCGGAAGCUCCACUCGGAGACCAGGACGCACGAGUGUGCACUCUCCACGGAGGGCGUGGACAACCGCUUCCUGAUGGUGUUCCCGCACGAAAACGACAUGCUAGACUUGUACUCCGGCUCUGCGGACCAGGUCAUCCAGAAACAGCCGGUGCGCCGCAUCACGGCCUCGUUCAACAAGAACAGAAACAUGCCCAAGUUGGCCGAGGGCGUCCCGCUCACCCACGUGCAGGGCUUCACGCUGCUCGGCAAGUUGUUUGCGCUCCGCUACGAGAUCGUGCUCAAGAUCAGGCUUGCCCACGGCAAGGACGUGGUGUGCUCGAUCCCCCUCACCGUGUCCCCGUACAACCGUGCCAGCAGCACGUACCUCAUGCUGUGGAUCAUGGCCGAGUGCCAGGCGGCACGUGACGUCUUUGGCCGGGACACCGUGGCGGACAUCGUGGCCGGCCGCCGUUUCGAUGACAUGUACCGGGCGGCCCGCCCGUUCUGUGCGCCUCCGGUGGUGUACUCGUACAACCCGUCCGACUGGGUCGAGUUGGGGUACAAUGCGGACGCGUUCUACAAUCCGCGCAGCGACCGCCGGUAUGCUUGCGAGAUCGACUAG